CCGGCGCGUGCGCAUUGGGGAAGGACGGGGCGGCAUUCCAUGGAUCGCUGCUGCGCGUGCGCCGGAACGCCGCCGUUUCCCGGCGCAUGACCUGUCAGCAUGGCGGAAGCUAUGCCCGAGAUGGAGGAUGAGGAUUUCUUGUUUGCGCUCAAGCUCCAGAGGGAGUGGGAAGAGGAGGAUAAGGCAGCGGCAGCGGAGGAGGCGGCAGCAGCAGCGGCAGCAGCAGCAGCAGCGGCAGCAAAGCGCGCCGAUGUCCCACCGUACCGCGCGUCCCCCCGCCCGAUGUCGGUGGUGGACGAGGCGUGGGAGCUGCUGGACCCCAGCCCCGACGUGCACGGCCUGUUCGUGCACUUCAACCAGACGCUCUUCUGGAGGAAGCUGGAGGCUGUCACGGUGUCCUGGAGCCCCCGCAUGACCAGCUCUGCUGGAAUCUGUACAUACCAUGAAAAAAGUGGAUUGUGUUCCAUUCGUCUGAGUGAGCCACUACUAAAGUUAAGACCAAGGAAGGAUCUCGUUGAGACACUGUUGCAUGAAAUGAUCCAUGCCCUGCUCUUUGUUACUCAUAACUACAAAGAUCGUGAAUCUCAUGGACCAGAGUUCUGCAAACACAUGCGUCGCAUUAAUCGCUUGACUGGAGCCCAUGUCACAAUUUAUCAUAACUUUUAUGAUGAGGUUGAUGUGUACCGCCAGCACUGGUGGCGAUGCAAUGGCCCCUGUCAAAACAGAGGACCUUACUUUGGGUAUGUGAAGCGCUCGAUGAACAGAGCACCCUCUGCACACGACCUCUGGUGGGAUGACCAUCAAAAGACGUGUGGGGGCACAUUCACAAAAGUGAAAGAGCCAGAAAAGUUCUCCAAGAAAUCAAAGCAUAAAACUGAGACAGCAAAACUUCCACAUUUCAAGUCAAAGAACAAAGGCAAGACACAAAUGCACAGUACUCAAGAUCUGAUGCCUUUUAGUGGAAUGGGUUACCGGCUUGGAGGAGGAGACAGUGUACUUUCAGAAAAAGACACAAAUGCCAGCAGCAGCAUUGGAAACAGUGAAGCACAUGGUUCACAGCAUCAUUCAGCAAUAAGGACAAGACCAAUCCCUAAAAAUGAGAUAAAAUUUGAAAAAUUACCCCAUAGUGGCAUCUUUCCACUUCAUACCGAUGAUGCCAGUGAGAAGAUCAACUUAACUUUAAAGCAUGAGUUUCCUAAACUCUCUGUUGCUAACACAGAAGAUUACGAGAAUGAUAGUGGAUUGCCUGCUAGAAUGGCUCAUGUUAGGGAAUUAAAAUCAAACCAAGGCUCUGCAAAUAACAAGAGGGCUCUGCCGUCUCCCAGUCGGCCACCCAAACAAAUUUGUCUGGAGCAGACAACAACAGCUCAGGGUGCAUCUGAGAAAAAAAGCUUAGAAUGUGUUAAUACACCACAGCAAUGGCCAAAACUGGAAGACAAAACUGCCUUUGAAAAGUAUUUCAUUAAAAAAGGGGGUACUGGUGUCACUUCGAGUAUAAAUACAACUAUGAAAACCAAAGCUGAAUUCACACAGUCCUCUGCAAGUUCUAGCAAUCCUGUGAGGCAGGAUAAAAAUGUCAGUUGUCCUGUCUGCGAAACUGAAGUUUUGGAAUCUAAAAUAAAUGAACACCUUGAUUCUUGUCUUGCAUGAAACAGCAGAAAGCUGUCUCAGAAAGAUAAAUCAGGGCUGAAAAC
Messenger RNA from Corapipo altera (White-ruffed manakin), 1694 nucleotides. RefSeq names its product SprT-like N-terminal domain (gene SPRTN). The coding region runs from base 100 to 1650 and encodes 516 amino acids. Gene Ontology annotation, biological process: DNA repair. The transcript is spliced from 5 exons. Gene Ontology annotation, molecular function: single-stranded DNA binding; metalloendopeptidase activity; polyubiquitin modification-dependent protein binding. Lineage: Eukaryota; Metazoa; Chordata; Aves; Passeriformes; Pipridae. Gene Ontology annotation, cellular component: nucleus. The record is from RefSeq and is a predicted model, not a curated record.